Molecule: messenger RNA, 1496 nt
Organism: Gymnogyps californianus (California condor)
Lineage: Eukaryota; Metazoa; Chordata; Aves; Accipitriformes; Cathartidae
Gene: TIRAP
Product: TIR domain containing adaptor protein
Exons: 7
Coding region: 460-1116 (218 amino acids)
Biological process (GO): signal transduction
Source: RefSeq, a predicted model, not a curated record
GGUCGCGGUGUGAGAGGCCGGGGGCUCUUGCAGGCAAUAUGGGUGUGAUUGUGCCCUGUUAUCCCUCGAGGGCCUUUCUUGGUCGAGUUCUUUCCGCGAGCUGCCUCUCCGCUUGGGUUCGCGUCUGUGUGACAGUGCCUCCAGCCCCAUGAGGCAAUUGAGUAAGCAGCAGGCUUCCCCGUGACGACCAGCCCGGUGACACCGCAACCAAAAUGCGCUCGUGCUGCCCGGGGAUUUCAACGUGGUGCUGCUGCUGGUGAUCCCGGAAGAUCUUCCUCUUCGCCGAACCCAGGGGCUGAUGCAUCCCCCUUCCCUGCUCCAGUGCCCGACUCCUGCAUCCCAGGAUCCUUUCCCCGCCGCUGGGAAUGAGGGGGUCUCCUGCCCGUCGGCUCUCGGCCUCGCUCACUGCAGGAGGGGUUUCGCGCUGGCGAUCGGCGGCUGAGCGGCGUGCUGCUCGCUAUGGCUGGCUGGUUUAGACGGCUCCUGCACAAGCCCAAGCCCGGCUCGGUGGAGAGCAGCCUCAAUGCCAGCCGCUCUGCUUCAUCCUCGCCUUCCUCCUCCUCAUCCUCUGCCAAGAGCUCCGGCUCCUCUCCCGCCGUGAGCCUGGCCAGGUCCGUCCGCCCGUCACCCGUGUCGAUGUUGGACAUCAACGCCUCGGGCAGCGCCCGGUGGGCCAAGAGCUACGACGUCUGCAUCUGCCACAGCGAGGUGGACCUGGAGCUGGUGGAGGAGCUGGUGUCCUACCUGGAGGGUCAACCCGAAAGCUUCCGUUGCUUCCUCCAGCUGCGGGAUGCGACGCCGGGAAGCGCGGUGGUGACGGAGCUGUGCGACGCUGUGCAAAACAGCCACUGCUGGGUCAUGCUCAUCACCCCCGGCUUCCUCCGGGACCCUUGGUGCAAGUACCAGAUGCACCAGGCGCUGGCCGAAGCUCCGAUGGCCAACGGGCGCACCAUCCCGGUGUUGAAGGACGUGGAUCGGAAGGAUUAUCCCAAGGAGCUGCGAAACCUCUACUACAUCUACAUGGCGCUGAAGGAGAACAGCUUCAGGCAGAUCAGAGACACCGUCAUGCGCUACCUCCAGGAGUUGUGCCGGAGCUCCGCGAGCAGGACGGAGUAGUGCCUGGAGCAGGCAGAGGCGUCCCCGUGGGCGUUGCGGAGCUGCUGCUGCCGGUGGAUCUGGAUAUGGCCGCAUCCCCACCGACCUUGGGGGCAAAGCUGUGCUGCUUGGACCGGACUUGGGAGCCAAAGAUGGGGAGAUCCCCGCACCCGUGGCGGGGGACAGCGGCGUGGAGCCUGCCACAUCCCGGUGAUGCUACCACCGGACCCGGUGGCCCAAAAACCCCCCUCGGUGGGGACAGGGACAUCCUCCUCUAGCAGGUCCUCGCUGCUCAUCACGCAAACACUAAGCUCUGAUGUCCUGGGGUGGGGGACGGGUCUUCAUCUUCAAAGUUUCUCAUGGCGGUGUCCCCCGCCCCGGGGCGAGGACUGAUCCUGGGG